GGUAAUGUUGGAAGGACAACGUUAAAGAUGGCGACGUCCUCAUCAGCCGGACGAGUCUUGAGUCUUUGCAAACAGUUUCAAAAUGUCGUUAGGAUAUCCUCAGCUGUAAAUACCCAGAGCUGUUCUCCUGCUCUUACCAAACUCCCGCCUCGUCAGUACAGCAGGGAGAAGUCUCCUCUUGCUGCCCUGUCAUGGCGCAGUCCCAGCAGCUCUGUGGCUCCGUGUCGAGCCCUGCACACAACCAUCAGCAGGAGAGGGCUCGACGAGUUCUUUGACCUACCCGAGAACUGGGGAGAGACCACCGUGAAGUCAGGUGCACCGUGGACUGCCAAGCAACUGAGAACAAAGAGCAAUGAAGAUUUACACAAACUCUGGUACGUGCUGUUAAAAGAAAAGAACUUGCUGCUCACACUUGAACAGGAAGCAAAGAGGCAAAGGGUUCCGAUGUCGAGUCCAGAAAGAAUAAGGAAGGUCGAGCGCUCAAUGAUCAGAUUGGAGACGGUGGUGAAUGAGAGAGAGAGCGCACUGCGAAUGCUGCAGACCGGACAGGAGAAAGCCAGACCAGGAGCCUGGAGGAGGGACAAAUUUGGACAUGUGUACUGGUAUCGAUUCAAAGAAUAUGCUAUUCCUUGGUACAUGAACAGAAGGUACAAGCGAAAGUCCUUCUUUACACCCAAGUUUGUCCAGCCUCACAUAAGGCUGCGCUUGGAGAAGUAUCUUCGACAGAGGGCCAGGAAAACCAGCUUAGAGCGGAGAACUCAGUCCAAACUCAAGGAGAAGUUUCCCCACGCUAAUAUUUCUGCAUCUUAAAUUUAAUGUACAUAUUUUACAACGAAGGUUUAUUUCACAGCUGUGAGCCUGACACAAGUUCUUCUCUGCAUCUACGGAGUUAAUUUGAAUCAAUCUGUAUGUCAAAUCAUUGAAGGUGUUUUGUUGAUGCUGUCAAGCUGUUAUUUGAUCAUACAAUAAACUAUACUACAUUACCCUGA
This is a messenger RNA of Gasterosteus aculeatus aculeatus (three-spined stickleback), 989 nucleotides long. RefSeq names its product mitochondrial ribosomal protein L47 (gene mrpl47). Gene Ontology annotation, molecular function: structural constituent of ribosome. The record is from RefSeq and is a predicted model, not a curated record. NCBI's taxonomy places the organism in Eukaryota, Metazoa, Chordata, Actinopteri, Perciformes, Gasterosteidae. Gene Ontology annotation, cellular component: mitochondrial ribosome; mitochondrial large ribosomal subunit. Gene Ontology annotation, biological process: mitochondrial translation.